This is a messenger RNA of Helobdella robusta, 852 nucleotides long. RefSeq lists its product as hypothetical. Gene Ontology annotation, cellular component: Cajal body. The record is from RefSeq and is a predicted model, not a curated record. Lineage: Eukaryota; Metazoa; Annelida; Clitellata; Rhynchobdellida; Glossiphoniidae. Gene Ontology annotation, biological process: spliceosomal snRNP assembly. The coding region runs from base 1 to 852 and encodes 283 amino acids. Gene Ontology annotation, molecular function: U1 snRNA binding; U2 snRNA binding. The transcript has 6 exons.
AUGUCGCAGAAUUUCCGUAUUCGAAUACAUUUCGUGAAUAUUUUAAAUGGUUCCGGAGAACCGCUGACUAAAAUAUGGCAUUACGUUGACGUAAAAAAAGUUUCGACCAUAUCAGACCUGAUCAGACAAAUUACAAAAAGAUACGAACUUUCCCCCAAUUCCGUUCAUUACUUGCAACUUGGGGACAGUUUCUUGCCUACUGCCGAAACAAUAAAUAUACUUAGGGAUGACGAGUGCAUCACCAAUUACGACGACAUUAAAGUUAACAAUCCUGACGCUAACAACGACUACGGAUAUAGCAAUAGCAAGCAUAACAGCAGUCAUCAUCGUGAUAAGAAUAACAAGAAUAACAACAAGUAUGGUAACAGGAGUAACAAAAAUGUUAAACAGACACAAAGAAGACUCCAAGUGUUCAGGAGAUAUACAACUGCUGAUACCAAAAAUAACAAUGAUAAUAAUAAUAAUAACGAUAACAAUAACAACAAUAAUAAUAGUAAUAAUAAUGACAAUAAUAAUAAUAAUAAUAAUGACGAGUGUGAAGAUGACAAAGUGGCAGCCAUUGAUUUUUCGUCUCUACCAUCCUUAAAAGUUGUCCCUGAAGUAGGAAAAACCAUUGCUUAUAAGGUACUCGAAAUGUCUUCAGAUUACUGUCCCACAAUAUCUGACUAUAAGCAAGCAAAACUUCUGAGCUACUGUGCAAUGACAAAAUCCUUGCAACUGCAGCUGCUGUAUAAAGAGAAGAGGACUGGACAAGGCAAAUUUGAUUUAACUAUUGAAGAUGAUGAAGUCAUACUGACAAACAUGACAAACAACGAUAUUGUGAGUGCACCUGUCUUGGGACAGCUUGAUUGA